AUGCUGCUCUACCACUCGCUCGCUGCCGCUCUUGCGCUCCCGGCCCUCUCUGCCGCCCAAACACUACCCACAGAUCUCGUCGGUACAUGGACGACAAAGUCAAAUAAGACUAUAACUGGCCCUGUACGUACACUGCGGCUGGACGCUGUCUUUUGAGCCACGUGCUAAUGCAGGUGCGAUCGCAGUCCUUCUACGACCCGCUCAAUGAUAAGUUCACAGAGCCAGACCGAACAGGAAUCUCAUACUCCUUCACCGCAGAUGGCCACUUCGAGGAGGCAUACUACCGAGCGAUCGCAAAUCCACAGGAUCCAUCAUGUCCAUCAGGAAUCAUGCAGUGGCAGCACGGGACAUGGAUCAUGAACUCGAAUAAUAGCUUGAGCUUGACGCCGAUAGGGGUGGAUGGGAGACAAUUACUCAGUGAGCCAUGCAAGUACAGUAAGGGAAUCUACACGCGGUAUAACCAGUCGGAACUCUUUGAGGUAGGAAGAAACACUGAGAAGUGAACGAUGAGGAAGUAUUGACAUUAGAGGACAGAAAUACGAGGUCCUCCAAGACCCGUACCACAACAUCCCCCGACUGAAUCUCUACCAAUUUGAUGGUUCGCCCAUGGCACCCAUGUACCAGGUCUACAAGCCACCGGAGAUGUUGCCCACCACAACCCUCAACCCUACUAACACGGCAAGUGCAACAGCAACCGGAAAAGCAAAGCGAAGUCUUGACCGCGAGGUGCCGCUGAACUGGAAGCUCAAAUUCGAGGACCACGAAACCCGCCAAAUGGUUCAGCGCAUCAAUGCGGACAGGCUCUGGUGGGUCGGCCUUGGAUUCACUGGCAUUGGCGGCUUGCUGUACUUUGGACCACGGAGACUGGGCCUGCGGCUGUGA
Molecule: messenger RNA, 882 nt
Organism: Lecanosticta acicola
Lineage: Eukaryota; Fungi; Ascomycota; Dothideomycetes; Mycosphaerellales; Mycosphaerellaceae
Source: the annotation of a GenBank genome assembly